AUGGAUCCGAAAAUAAAAUUUUCAACGAUACUUUUUGGUUCUCUCGAGUCUAGUGCUCACGUAAUUGGCGUGAUUUUCAUUGGAUAUGUUGGAGCCAGAAUCGGACUAUUCAACAAAAGUGUAAGAAAGUUCAUGAAAAGUUUAGUUUUUAAAAUAUUGCUUCCGUGUCUCUUAUUCACACAAAUUGGUAGUGGCAUCAACUUGGAUACGAUCAAGAAAACAUGGCCACUGCCCGUCUUUUGCAUAAAAUUUGCCGUGCUGAGUGGGCUCAUAGGAAGUUUUGGUGGAAAUCUUUUGAGACUCUCAAAACUGAAGAAAAAAUUUAUUUUUUCGGCCGUGAUCUUUAACAAUAUCACCGCCUUGCCUGUGGGAUUGAUUAAAGCAUUAGUCAACACAGGUGCUAUGCGUGUUUUGGCGCGGGAAGACGAAGAUUCGAGUGAUGUUAUGUCACGUGGUGUAACCUAUCUUCUUUUGUCAACUUAUUUCAUAUUACUGACAAAAACACUUGCGGAGCAAUUCCUACCAAAAGAUGAUCAACUGGACAAUUCCGACAAUUCCGCUAAUCACAGUGGCGAAGUUUCCGUAGUGAUAACUAACGAAUCGGAUAAGACUGAUACAGAAAUAACACCGUUAUUGUCUAGAAUGAAAAAAACUGGAAAAUUCAACAGAAUAAACAAGACUCUGAGAAAAAUAUUAAGAUUCAUCUCAAAUGUGAUAACGCCACCCAUCAUUGCCGGAACUUGUGCCUUAAUUGUUGGUAUGGUCCCAGAACUUAAAAAAGUAUUUUUUGGAGAUGAAGCUCUUCUCUACCCAUACGUCACAGGCUACUUGAAGUUGAUUGCUUUAAUGACUGUGCCCAUGACACUUUUAUCUAUUGGUGCGCAAGCUGGUAGUAUAUCUAUAUCGUGCCUCGAAGAAAUAAAUCGGGACAUUGUGUAUAUAAUAACAUGUAGAUAUUUGAUUAUGCCCAUAGUUGGGAUCGCGAUAGUGCUCUUGACGAAAGGAUUGAUUACAGAUGAUCCAAUGCUUGUUCUUGUAUUAAUGUGUUUAGCUUGUUGGCCGACUACUAUUGACUUAUUUUCAACAAAAAAAGAGAUGGCAAUGUUAAUGUUCUAUUCUUAUGUGAUAAUGGCGCCUGCAAUUAGUUUCACAUUGAUAGGAUUAUUAUCAAUUGUCGGAUAUAACGUUGGAAAAGUUGCAACCGCACUAUAA
Acaulospora morrowiae is the source of this 1212-nucleotide messenger RNA. The record is from the annotation of a GenBank genome assembly. Lineage: Eukaryota; Fungi; Glomeromycota; Glomeromycetes; Diversisporales; Acaulosporaceae.